AGGUGACUUGGGUGUAUACAUAUACACAUAUGUUUGCUUCCUUCACUUUUUAAGUUUGGGAAAAGUAUAGACUAUAGCUCAAGCAUCAAUCUCAGCUGUGGGGCUAGGACUCAAAGAGACGGCAAUAGUUACAAUUGAGGCAGCAUAGCAGGAGAUAGCACUUCAUGAAGAGAUGUUGAAAAACAGAAAACUAGAGGCGAGGGGGCUCUGGGAGAGUAAAAAUGAAUUUCUUCUGGCUGUAGCAGGAAACAUAGUGGGUCUGGGCAACGUUUGGAGAUUCCCCUACCUCUGCUACAAGAAUGGAGGAGGGGUGUUUUUGGUGCCCUACAUGGUGUUUGCUGUGACCUGUGGUUUGCCCCUAUUCCUUCUGGAAACUGCUAUGGGACAGUACACACAAGAGGGGGGCAUCACAUGCUGGAAAAAAAUCUGCCCACUGGCUGAGGGUGUUGGCUAUGCAGGCCAGGUAAUUCAACUGUAUGGCUGCAUGUGCUACAUCAUAAUCCUGGCCUGGGCACUGCUCUAUUUGAUCUUAUCCUUCAAAUCUCAGCUUCCCUGGGCCAGCUGUGACAACAUCUGGAACACAAACAGCUGUAUUGCUGUUACAAAUAAUUCCUACUGGACAAAACAGGUCAACUCAACAUCAGCAGCCACUGAGUUUUGGGAGCGAAGAGUGCUUACUAUCUCUAAAGGUAUUGACGAAGUAGGCAACAUCAACUGGGAGAUUCUCCUGUGUCUAAUCGCAAUGUGGAUCGUAUGCUAUUUCUCUGUAUGGAAAGGCGUCAAGUCCACUGGGAAGGUGGUGUAUUUCACAGCAACGUUCCCCUAUGUGAUGCUGCUAGUGUUGCUGAUUCGUGGAUUGACUCUGCCUGGAGCCAUGCAGGGUGUUAUUUUCUACCUUUAUCCUGACUUCCAUCAACUGUUGGAGCCUCAGGUAUGGAUGGAGGCAGCCAGUCAAAUUAGCUACUCUUAUAGUAUAAGUGUGGGAAUAUUGACUGUGCUAGGCAGCUACAACCAAUACAGCAACAACUGCUACAGGGACUGCUUUUGGCUGUGUCUGCUCAACAGUGGCACCAGUUUUGUAGCAGGCUUUGCAGUGUUCUCAGUUCUUGGCUUCAUGGCUCAUGUGCAAGGUGUUCCUAUAGAGGAUGUGGCAGAGUCAGGUCCUGGCCUAGCUUUCAUAGCGUAUCCUCAGGCAGCGGCUUUAAUGCCUCUGCCUCACCUGUGGGCUGUGUGCUUCUUCAUUAUGAUUAUUCUACUUGGUCUGGACACACAGUUUCUCGCGAUGGAGGUGAUCAUUACGUCAGUGACGGACGUGUUUCCAAAAGUACUACGUAGAACUGGAUGCCGAGAAAUCUUCCUGCUUCUUUUCUGUAUUGUCUGUUUCUUCAGCCAAUUGAUCAUGGUCACAGAGGGCGGCAUGUACGUGUUUCAGCUGUUUGACUACUAUGCCUGCAAUGGAGCCUGCAUCUUCUUCCUUUCUGUGUUUCAGUCCCUGGCAGUGGGCUGGGCCUUUGGGGCUGAACAAAUGUGUGACAUCAUUGAAGACAUGACCGGGUCAUACCCUAACGUCAUCUUUAGGUUGUGCUGGAAAUACAUUACCCCAUUUUUUAUGAUGGUAUCUUUCAUAUAUUCUCUGGUGGAGUACCAGCCUCUGACAUAUAACCGCUGGUAUGUGUACCCAGCCUGGGCAUAUGGGCUGGGCUGGCUGAUGGUUCUCUCCUCCAUCCUGCUGGUUCCUGCAUGUGCAUUGUGCCGCUUAUUGAUAGCAAAAGGGAACCUCAGACAGCGCUGGUGUCAACUGUGCAGUCCUGAGAGCAACUUACCUUUGCCCCAGAAGCAGAGAGGUGAAAGACAGUCAAUGAUGUCAGCUGUUUGACAAAGCAAACACUGAGGAACGUAAACUAUACAAUACUGAACAAAUACCAUCAUUGUCUUCUCAUAUACAACUGGAGAAAUGGCAUUAGCUAAUUCUAUAGAUAGAAGACAAAUAAUACUCUAAAUUACCAGGGCUCAACCUGCUGGCCCAAAUUUACUCUUUGUACAUUAUGAAUGUUUACUACUAUGUGAAACAAUAUCUGAAUUUCUUUAUGAGAAGAAGAAAAAAAAAACACUACUGUGACCUGUGACUUAAUACAUCAAAACAAAAACCAAAUAAGUUAACCCAUUUUGUGCCAAAAUUAUUCUUUGAGAUUGAAUUUAUUUGAAUGCCUGCCAACUGAAUUAGCUGGUAAGAACACAUUGCAAUUUCACAAGUGCCUUAAUCACAAUAGUCAGGACAAAAUGAUGUGCUGAUGAAACAAUGACUUUGCUGUGACCUUGACCCUGUUAGCGUCAAUUCCAAAAUCUAACCAGUUCAUCUGCUGAUUGCAAUAAUAAUUCAAUAUAAAUCCUACAAACAUUCAA
Messenger RNA from Ictalurus punctatus (channel catfish), 2403 nucleotides. Its product is annotated as sodium- and chloride-dependent GABA transporter 2. The record is from RefSeq and is a predicted model, not a curated record. NCBI's taxonomy places the organism in Eukaryota, Metazoa, Chordata, Actinopteri, Siluriformes, Ictaluridae. Gene Ontology annotation, biological process: sodium ion transmembrane transport. The transcript is spliced from 14 exons. Gene Ontology annotation, cellular component: membrane. Bases 173 to 1876 code for a protein of 567 amino acids.